CUGGGUGGAAGUGCAGGGACACCUUCAUGCUGGGAGCUGGGGGCUCCUGCUCCUCAGGGCUCGGGUUUCUCGCUGAGUGCCCGCAGAGUGCCCGCAGCGUGCCCGCAGCCGCCCAUGGCACACACCGGGACCGCCGCGCCGCCGGCGCCCCUGGGCUCCCCCUACUGCGUCUGCAGGGUCGAGCUGUCCGUCUGCGGCCAGAACCUCCUGGACAGGGACGUCACCUCCAAAUCCGACCCCUUCUGCGUCCUCUUCAUGGAAGUCAAUGGCAAGUGGGUGGAGCUCGACAGGACAGAGACAGCUGUAAACAACCUCAACCCAGCUUUUGCCAGGAAGUUCAUUGUUGACUACCACUUUGAAGAAGUGCAGAAGCUGAAGUUUGCCCUGUUUGACCAGGACAAGUCAAGCACACAGCUGUAUGAGCAUGACUUCCUUGGGGAGUUCUCCUGCACACUGGGCAUGAUUGUCUCCAGCAAGAAAAUAACACGGACUCUGCUGCUGGGGAAUGGCAAACCAGCUGGGAAAGGGAUGAUAACGAUAGCUGCCCAAGAGCUCUCAGAUAACAGGGUGAUUACUCUGAGCAUGGCUGGCAGAAAACUGGACAAAAAGGACCUGUUUGGAAAGUCAGAUCCCUUCUUGGAGUUUUAUAAACCAGGUGAUGAUGGGAAGUGGAUGCUGGUCCACAGGACAGAGGUGAUCAAGUACACGCUGGACCCUGUCUGGAAGCCAUUCACUGUGCCUUUGGUGUCCCUGUGUGAUGGGGAUGUGGAGAAGCUCAUCAAGGUGAUCUGUUAUGACUAUGACAGUGAUGGGGGACAUGACUUCAUUGGGGAGCUGCAGACCUCGGUGGCCAAGAUGUGUGAAGCCCAAGAUGCCUCUCCACUGGAGCUCGAGUGCAUUAACCCCAAAAAGCAGAAGAAGAAGAAGAAUUACAAGAACUCUGGGAUCAUCAUUGUCAAGUCUUGCAAAAUAACCAGAGAUUUCUCCUUCCUGGACUACAUCCUGGGAGGCUGCCAGCUGAUGUUUACUGUUGGAAUCGACUUCACAGCCUCCAACGGGAACCCCCGAGACCCCUCCUCGCUGCACUACAUCAACCCCAUGGGCACCAAUGAGUACCUGUCAGCCAUCUGGGCUGUGGGGCAGAUCAUCCAGGACUAUGACUCAGACAAGAUGUUUCCUGCCCUGGGAUUCGGUGCCCAGCUCCCACCGGACUGGAAGGUAUCCCACGAGUUUGCCAUCAACUUCAAUCCCACCAACCCCUUCUGUUCAGGUGUGGAGGGCAUUGUGCAGGCUUACUCAGCCUGUCUGCCCCACAUUCGCUUCUAUGGACCCACCAACUUCUCCCCCAUCGUCAACCACGUCGCUCGCUUCGCCGCCCAGGCCACGCAGCAGGAGGCUGCAGCCCAAUACUUCAUCCUCCUCAUCAUCACGGACGGCGUGAUCAGCGACAUGGACGAGACGAGACACGCCGUGGUGCAGGCGUCCAGGCUGCCCAUGUCCAUCAUCAUCGUGGGCGUGGGCAACGCCGACUUCGCUGCCAUGGAGUUCCUGGACGGCGACGGCCGGGCGCUGCGCUCGCACUCGGGCGAGGAGGCGCUGCGGGACAUCGUCCAGUUCGUGCCCUUCCGGGACUUCCGACACGCCCCCAAGGAGACCCUGGCCAAGGCUGUGCUGGCAGAGCUGCCCCAGCAAGUGGUGCAGUACUUCAAGCAGCGGAACCUGCCGCCCAUCAACUCGGAGCCCGCCUAGAGCCGUGCCAGGCUGUGCCAGGCCGUGCCCUCUGCAUGUGUGUCCUGCCCCACAUUUUCCUCCCCCUUUUCUGACAGUCCCCUCCCCUCCCAAACACUUUGUACUUUGUAAUUUAACUGCCAGUUCCCCCAGCCUGUCCCAGAGGAGCGCUGGGGCCGGGCUGGGCCGGGGGCCCUGGGCUGUCCCCUCCCUCCCUUUGCAGUAUUGAAUGUACUUUGUAUCACUUCAGUGGCACAGGAGACAAUUUUUACAGUCAGAAACUUGCUUUUUCCAAGCAAACUCUUCAUCUGUUACCCUCAUCCUCCAAUGAACUGGUCACUGGCCAGUCCCUGGAGCCGUGGCGUGCUGGUGUGUGUCCCGCUCUCUGGUCACUUUUAUACUGUGGACAUGUUUGAUUUGUUAUACUCAGGUUAAUAAAGAAAC
Molecule: messenger RNA, 2172 nt
Organism: Colius striatus (speckled mousebird)
Lineage: Eukaryota; Metazoa; Chordata; Aves; Coliiformes; Coliidae
Gene: CPNE2
Product: copine 2
Exons: 16
Coding region: 115-1749 (544 amino acids)
Biological process (GO): cellular response to calcium ion
Cellular component (GO): plasma membrane
Molecular function (GO): calcium-dependent phospholipid binding
Source: RefSeq, a predicted model, not a curated record